Acanthochromis polyacanthus (spiny chromis) is the source of this 2197-nucleotide messenger RNA. It is a transcript of the gene luc7l3, whose product is annotated as LUC7-like 3 pre-mRNA splicing factor. The transcript is spliced from 11 exons. NCBI's taxonomy places the organism in Eukaryota, Metazoa, Chordata, Actinopteri, Pomacentridae. Gene Ontology annotation, molecular function: mRNA binding. Gene Ontology annotation, cellular component: U2-type prespliceosome; U1 snRNP. The coding region runs from base 137 to 1543 and encodes 468 amino acids. The record is from RefSeq and is a predicted model, not a curated record. Gene Ontology annotation, biological process: mRNA splice site recognition.
UAGUUCGGUGAGCGGGCGUUGUAGUCACGGCGUCUGCCAUUUUGAUCAGAAGUACUUUGCGCAGUAGAUGGUGUAAACUGACUCUCCAGGAUAUACAGCGGUUCUACUAAUAAAGGCUACGCGCUUUUUAGCCAAAAUGCUCUCCGCAGCCCAGUUACUCGACGAGUUAAUGGGCCGAGACAGAAACUUGGCCCCCGACGAGAAGCGGUCCAACGUGCGGUGGGACGACGAGAGCGUUUGUCGAUACUAUUUGUGUGGAUUCUGUCCAGCCGAGUUAUUCACAAACACACGCUCUGACUUGGGUCCCUGUGAGAAAAUCCAUGAUGAAAAUCUUAGGAAAAUGUAUGAGAAAAGCUCCCGGUUCAUGAAGGAGGGCUACGAGCGAGAUUUCCUUCGCUAUCUGCAGUCGCUGCUGGCAGAAGUGGAAAGACGCAUCCGUAGAGGACAUGCAAGACUCGCACUCUCCCAGGCUCAGCAGAAUGCAGGGCAGGGCCCUGGUCCGUCAGGGAAGAAUGAGGAGAAGGUCCAGGUUCUAACGGAGAAGAUUGAAGACCUAGUUGUACAGAUUGAGGAAUUGGGGUCUGAAGGCCGAGUGGAGGAGGCCCAGGGAAUGAUGAAGCUGGUGGAGCAGCUGAAGGAGGAGAGGGAGCUGCUCAGCUCCACCCCCUCGACCAUCGAGAGCUUUGCCGCCCAGGAGAAACAGAUGGAGGUGUGUGAAGUGUGUGGAGCCUUCCUCAUUGUGGGCGACGCACAGUCCCGAGUGGACGACCACUUGAUGGGAAAGCAGCACAUGGGCUACGCCAAAAUUAAAUCUACUGUAGAGGAGCUCAAGGAAAAACUGCGCCGUCGCUCUGAAGACCCCCAAGGCGAAAACCCGGCACUGAGACGGGACAGAGAAGACCGUGAGCGUGAGAGGGAGGAAAGGGAGAAAAAACGCAAAGAGGAAGAAGAGAAGGAGAAAGAACGGGAGAAGGAGCGAGAGAAGGAGAGGGAACGAGAGAGAGAACGGGAGCGUGAGAGGGAGAGAGACAGAGAACGGGACAGAGACCGGGAGAGAGACAGGAGGGCACGACGAAGCCACUCCAACAGCCGCCACUCCAGUCGGGCAUCAGACAGGAAGCGGAGCAGAUCCCGUGAUCGCCGGAGGUCCAGGAGCAGAGAUAAGGACCGAGAGAGGGACCGAAAACGCAGCAGGAGUCGGGACAGGGAGAGGAGGCGCAGCCGUGACCGCUCCGACAGAAAACGUCGCUCUCGUAGUCGUGACAGGAGGAGGUCACGCAGCUCAGACCGCAAGUCCCACCGCCACCGCAGCCGUAGUCGCAGCAAGGACAGAGACAGAGAGCGGUCAUCGAAAGACAAAGACCGUAAGGCAACAGAGGAGAGGAGCAGCUCUAAGAAAGACAAGCACUCUGACGGCGAUGCAGCGGCCAUCAAGGCUUCGUCAGAAGUGGAACCGAUGCAGAUGGAGGCAGCUGCCUCCUCCCCUCUGCUUAACGGCCAGCAAGAGCUCCUCCAUUCUGAAGGUGACACUCAGUCCAAUUAAAACUGAUCUGAUAGGACCUCAGAUCAGGCUCAGGGGAAGCUGGGAUAUCUGGUGGAGGAAGAAGUGGAAGAGCGCACCCAUCCUCACCCUGAACCUGACACGUCGCUGCUUACAAACAAGGUGAACCACAAAUGCGUAGUGGCUUUAUUUAAAAACAUGAACAUAAAGUACACAUGUAAAAUGGGGAGAGAGGAAAAAGUCGGUUGAUUUGUUCCGUUUCCUGUCUUAUUUUUCGGCCGGAUGAGGGUAGCUGUGGUUCAUCUGAUGUUCUUCUGAUUUGUUGCUCUGGAUGUCGUUCAGGCGUCACUUUAAAUACCAAACUUAGCAAGUUCUUUAUGGUUUUUUGUUUUCUUAUUUCUAAAUCUCCUUUCUUGACAUUUAGUGAAAAUGAAAUAAAAACAGUGCUUGUGGUCUGUAUUGGUUUGUCAGGUUCUUCUUCACCUCCUGACCCCUUUUUUCAGAGUCAGUUGAAAGCGUCUGUACAAUGUUAGACCUUUUCUCCUCCACUUAGAGCUCACAUUGGUUGCUCUUGUCCCGUAACUGUAAAAUACUCUGAUUUAAUUUGAACAAAAAGAUUUGAAGACUGCAGAUUUGUUUAAUUUUGCCCUGAUUUUAAUGUCCAUGUUGUCAUGAUGAAUAAAAAGUCAAAACUUG